This is a messenger RNA of Acipenser ruthenus (sterlet), 3050 nucleotides long. RefSeq names its product ankyrin repeat domain-containing protein 34C-like. The record is from RefSeq and is a predicted model, not a curated record. The transcript has 2 exons. The coding region runs from base 343 to 1959 and encodes 538 amino acids. Lineage: Eukaryota; Metazoa; Chordata; Actinopteri; Acipenseriformes; Acipenseridae. Gene Ontology annotation, molecular function: protein binding.
CCUAACGCUGCAGUUAGUCAGCAGUGCCGCGCGAAAGGGACAGCGCGUUGGAACCCAGCUCAGCGGGAUCAGAAUUAGAAUGCUAGAAUAUGGAUCUCAUUGGGAAAUCGGUGGAAAAACACAUCUUGAAAAGGGAUUAACUAGCAAGAAUCCCAACGAGGCGAUAGAAAAUAAAAACAUUCUUGUUUUUUUUCUUUUCACAUAUUAGGUCUCGUACCCUAUUCUAGCACUAAGUACCUGGGGAUGAUGGGUACUGAAGCCUGCACUCUGCAGAGCAUUUCGUCUCAAGGGGUUGCUCUGGUGGCUUCUCAGUGACAAGCCCUGCUGACACUCGAGCAGAAGAUGGAGGAAGCAACGGAGCUGAGGACCGAUGGGAACUCCCUUUUAAAAGCAGUGUGGCUGCGGAGGCUAAGGCUUACCAGGCUGCUAUUAGAAGGUGGUGCGUACAUUAACGAAAGCAACGAACGAGGAGAAACCCCUCUUAUGAUAGCCUGCAUGACUAAACAUGAGGAUCAACAAAGUGUAAGCAAAGCCAAAAUGGUUAAGUACCUGCUGGAGAACAAAGGGGAUCCAAAUAUCCAGGACAAAGCGGGCAAAAGUGCACUAAUGCACGCCUGUAGCGAGAGAGCCGGCCAGGAGGUGGUGUCUUUGUUACUGGAGAAUGGAGCGGAUCCCAGUCUGGAAGACCACUCUGGAGCUUCAGCUCUUGUGUACGCCAUCAAUGCCAAUGACAAAGCAACUCUGAAACACCUGCUUGAUGCUUGCAAGGCUAAAGGCAAAGAAGUUAUUAUCAUAACCACUGACAAGUCACCAUCAGGGACAAAAACCACCAAGCAAUACCUUAAUGUCCCACCAUCGCCGGAAGUGGAGGACAGAUAUUCGCCAAUGAUGUGCAUGUCUCCCUCCGACAUCGAACUGAAAACAUCCCCAUCUCCAAACAAUGACAAAGAACAUGAAAGCAUCUUCAUCUUCCAGACCAAAAGACCUAGCAUUAAUACUGCCACCGCUAUUGCCAAACCACACAACGAACCAGGCUCUCCCACUAGAAAGCCAUGCAACCCCAAGCGGGCCAGGCUGCCCCAGUUGAAACGACUCCAGUCUGAGCCCUGGGGUUUGAUUGCACCCUCUGUUUUAGCUGCUGCUGCUGCUGCUGCACAUGCGGAAGAUUCCAAGCGAACCACGUCGGAGGAGGAGGUCAUUUCAGGCAUCAAUGGGCUGUCACUUCCCAAACGGCCACCUUUAUCGCGACACGACAGCUUCGAAUGCAAGGAAGGGGGGCCCACUUUCCCAUCGGUAGGUGAUCAGUUUUCUAAGAUGACGUCCACGCUGUCAGCCCCUGCCUCCAGAAAGACAUCUAAUGAGAAAUCUCAUUCCCAGCACCAGCCCUUGGCUAGAAGGAGCACCAUACCCGCUGAUCAAGAUAAUGUAAGCAUUUCUGUUUCGGGCCCAGCCAGCCUGCGUGAUAUGGUCUACAGAAGAAGACUGGGUAACGACCAUUACGACUCCGACUCCCAGUUAUAUUCGGACUCUGGGUCGGUGUCCUUCGAUUCGGGGAAAGCUCCUUUGGAGAGGAGAAAGCACAACACCUCACCUUUAACUCUGCUGACAAGUUCCCGGGAGUCGCUGGACAGCAUCCCCAGCGCUUCUCCUGGGGCUGUGCGUCGCAGGGCGCCCGGGCUUUUGGAAAGAAGAGGCUCAGGAACUCUUCUGCUGGACCACAUUUCCCAUACCCGACCGGGCUGCCUACCCCCUUUAAAUGUCAACCCCCACCCCCCCAUUCCAGACAUUGGCACAUGUAGCAAGCCUUCAUCCCCGCUUACUACCUGCAUCCGGUCCAUAGUACCAGUAGCACCCAGUUCACCUAUGAGAUCGGACCUCAAGUCCAAAAAGAAACUUGUGAGAAGACAUUCUAUGCAAGUGGAACAAAUGAAGCAGCUUACAGAUCUGAGCACUCAGUGAAAGUGCCCACACCUUUUCUAUAUCACACAGCCUCGUGCUGCCCUCUUUAACACCAAAGGGCCAUAUUUUGAAGCAGGUGCAAAGGCACACCCGAGAUGGAUAAAAACAAUUGUAGCAGCAUAAAAGUAGCAACAAACAACCCAGCAACAGGAAGGAGUCGUUCUGGAGUGUUUGGGCUGUUAUGUUCUUCCUCUCUGAAAACGUCCUAGUUUAUGCCUCUGCACGCACUUCAAAACAGGGCCCCAAGUGUGAUGGGCCUGUCAGUGUGUCAGCAGAAUUAUUUGGGUCAUUAGUACUCAUGUUCUACCAUCGAUCAUGACGUUUAAGAUUUAGAAAAUGUCUUGCAUUACCUGGGAACAAAAUGGUCUAGCCUCAUGUAACAGGAGAGCGUCAAUAAUGAGACUCAGAGGCAAGAAAGCUGCCAUUUAAAGAGCCGGAUCGCAGGUUUAUUAACAAAAUAAAAACCCAGCAAACACAGGAACAAAGCAACUGGCACAAAGGCCAAAAGAAAAGGGUCACACACAACGAAAAAGGCUGGGCAUUCGCCUUCACUGACCAUUUCCUCCGUAGCACAGUGUAGACACAACUCACCAGCCCUCCUCUCAAACACCAGCCUGUGACAAGGCAUUUCUCCUCCCUUAUAUCCCAUGUGGCUGGAGCCUAAUUAACCAUCAAGCAUUCAAUUAGGGCUCCAGCCACAUUCUCAUGUAUUCUGGCAGGGAGGAUUUUAACCCCCUCCCUAUAUACACACACACUAUUUACAUGUAGGGCUUUCAGCCUGCUCCCACUUAUGAAUUCAAGUGUCUCCAAUCCUGGUCCUCGAGGGCCGGUGCCCCUCCUGGCUUUUGUUCCAACUGUACCCUACAUUACUUAAUUGGACCAAUUAAGUUCUUAUUAGAAGCUUAAUUAGUCCAAUUAAUUAAUUUAGUGUACAGUAAGAACAAAAACCAGGAAGAAGAUUGGAGAGCCCUGUUAUAAAUGGAAGACUUGCAGGAAUGCAACAGCAUACCCCUAUCUGGAUACCAGAAAGUCUCUAAUCUCUCUGUGUAUAUAAAGUGCCAUCUACAGUACAUUACAAAGACCUCACAGGA